UGGUGAAACACGACAUUCUUAGAUUGUUCAGAUUGUUCUAUCCAGAACAUUUCGGCUUCAUCAACUUCAUUGGCUUUAUCGGAGACGAGGGAAGAAAUAAAUUUCUCGUGAAAGUUCAUAGUGCGCGAGUGCUUUCAAGAGACCCCUUGUGAGUGGAUCUCGCGGAUAUUCGAGUGUUAAGGUGGUUCGUGGUUUGCUGGAUCGUCAAUGUGAUCACGCCGUCGUCCCGCCAAUUUGAGGAGAAUAAUGUUGAUGUACGGGAUCAUCCUGCCCCUCGUGGCAAGCCUCGUGUAUGCGCAAGAACUGAAGUGCGGUCAUCCGGCUGUACCGAUGAAUGCCAAAGUAUCGUUGUCUAAUGAAUCCUUGACGCCCGGCACCAUAGCGAAAUAUACCUGCGAUGCAGGCUACGAACUCUUUGGAAUUGGUAGUUUGGUGUGCAGUCCACGAGGAAAAUGGCAGGGUGACCUACCGUUUUGCGGUACGAACGUGGGUUUCCGUAAACCGACGAACCAAUCAACGACCGUGAGGGGUGGAAACGCGAAUCACGGUAAUGAUGGUGACUUCGGAACGGAACAUGAUGGGAAAAGAUGCACGGAAACUCAGAGCGAACCCAGUCCCUGGUGGAGAGUCGAUCUUCUCAAGUCAUAUUCCGUCAAGGUUGUCCGAGUGACGACGCGAGGCUGUUGCGGUCAUCAGCCUCUUCAGGAUAUUGAGAUAAGAGUGGGCAACAGCAGCGCUGAAUUGCAGCGCAAUCCUCUGUGCGCUUGGUUUCCUGGUACUAUUGAGGAGGGUAUCACGAAGACCUUCAUCUGUGCCAGAGCACUCGUGGGACAGUAUGUUUUUUUACAACUAGUCGGUGUUGAGGGUAGCUUGAGCCUCUGCGAAGUGGAAGUUUUCGCUACUGACGAAUUUUCAAUAGAUAGAUGUGCGCAUGCUAACACACCUGCCGACGCUGAUUUAACUGCCUUCAAUUCUACGUGUUACGAAUUCAUGGUGAAGAAAGGCGGUUCCUUCGAAGAAGCAAGAAAUUACUGUAAAGGUCGUGGUGGUGAUCUCGUUCACGGUUUCAAGGGAAUAUCGUCUGUAUUCAUUCUGAAUAACCUAGAAAAGCGGAAGGAUAAGUUAAAGACCCAAUUAGUCUGGAUCGGGGCUCAGAAGGAACCACAGAUUACGGCACGAACAUGGCGAUGGGUGGACGGCGAGAUCGUGCAAAAGCCAUCCUGGGGCAAAGACCAACCGAACAACUAUAACGGAGAACAAAACUGCGUCGUACUCGAUGGAGGUCGUGGAUGGCUUUGGAAUGACGUCGGCUGUAACCUCGAUUACCUUCACUGGAUCUGUCAGAGCAGAUCACCAACCUGCGGCAGUCCCGAAAAAUCGGAAAAUACCAUAAUUAUAGGAUCCAAGAGAACGAUAGGCUCCACGAUAGAGUAUGUUUGCCCGGAUGGAUAUAUGCUAAUUGGAUCGAAAAAUAGAAUGUGCGAACCAAGUGGUUCUUGGAGCGGCGACGUACCCACGUGCAAAUUCGUCGAUUGUGGCACGCUGCCGAACUUAGAAAACGGCGCUAUCAUGCUAUUGGACAACAGAACCACGUACGGUGCUUUUGCGGAUUAUAAGUGUAAAGAAAAUUUCACACUGAAGGGUGAUAUGAGAAGAAGAUGUGGCGACGGCGGUAUCUGGAGUGGUCACGAACCCCAAUGCUUGUUCGAUUGGUGUUCUGAACCACCGGAAGUGAAUGGUAGCAUCGUAACAACUAACGGAAAAAGAGCGGGUUCCACUGCUACUUACUCUUGUCAAAAUGGAUUUAUUUUAUUUGGAGAUAAUGUCCUCACGUGCAAUGUCGGUGGCGAAUGGUCUGGCAAAGCGCCGCAAUGUCGAUUUGUUGACUGCGGGGCUCCGGCCCAAAUCGAGUUUGGAACCAUUGUUCUAAUUAACGGUACGACCACGGUAAGCAGCUUAGCUGUAUACACAUGUCAACAGGAUUAUUGGUUGGUAGGCGAAGGAAAGCAAGAGUGCACCAAAGAGGGCAAGUGGAGUCACGAUACACCAUCAUGCGAGCUAAUAACAUGUGAAGAACCAGAAGUGCCCACCGGAGGAUACGUAGUAGGAUAUGAUUUAAACGUUCACAGUGUUAUCGAAUAUCACUGCGACGUGGGCUAUUUGCUUCACGGAGAAGCGAGACAUUCGUGUGGCAAAGACGGCGAAUGGACGGGAGAAGUUCCGAUCUGCGAGUAUAUCAACUGUGGCAAGGUUCUUCCAAUUUUAAAUGGUGCAGUGGACUACGCGAACGAUACGACUCAUCUUGGCAGCGAAAUCACGUAUAGUUGUACAAGGAAUUACAGACUGAAUGGAAUUUCGAGGAGAUACUGCCUCGAUAAUGGUCAAUGGAGUGACGCUACUCCGAAAUGCGAAGAAAUUCGUUGCCCGGAGCCCGUAUUGGCGGAACAUGGAAUUCUCUCGGUUACUGGAAAUGAUCGAAUGUACGGAAGAACAUUGAUUCGCACGGGAACCGCGGAGAAUUCGAACACGGGCGCGACUUCAUACAAGAUUGGGGCCCUGGCGAAGUAUAGAUGCGAAAGAGGAUACAAAGUAGUUGGAGAACCUUUAUCUACCUGCGAGGAGAAUGGAAAGUGGAGUGGCGAAGUACCACAAUGCGUCUAUGUCGAUUGUGGUAAACCCGAACACAUUCAACAUGGACGUUAUACAUUGACAUCGAAUGCAACGUAUUAUGGAGCAGCUGCACUUUAUGAGUGCGAUGGCAAUUUUGAGUUAGAUGGAUUUGCUAGAAGAUUAUGUCUUGAAAAUGGCACUUGGAGCAGUGAUACCCCCGUUUGUAAAGAAAUACGGUGUAGAGAUCCGGAGAAAAUUGGUGUGCUAUCAACGCAAGUGUCGACUCAUAGUGUAGGUGGUGUAGCACAUUAUAGUUGUCCACGUGGGUUUUAUAUGGAGGGAAACGAAACUAGAAUCUGUUUGCAAAGUGGAUCUUGGAGUGGAACAACGCCUGCUUGUUUUUCGAUUGAUUGUAAGCAUCCAGGACCGAUAGAAAACGGUAGAGUGAUAGUAGUGAAUGGAUCGACGACUUACGGAGGAGCCGCGGAGUAUCACUGCCUACCACAGUACGAAAGGAAUGGCAUAUUUCUAAGAAAAUGUUUGGACACAGGAUAUUGGAGCAGCGAGGAACCAAAAUGCGAAUUAGCCACGAAUGAGAUAGCAGAACCUCAAGGUGUAGGCACGAGCGUUGGUAUCGGAGCUGGUGUCAUUAUCUUUAUAUUGAUUAUCCUCGGAUUAAUUUAUCUUAGGCUGCGAAAAGCUACGCCAGUCAAAAACACCGAAAAUGUUCAAGCUGCGGAACGAAAAGAGGAUCAAAACGCCGCUGUAAUGUCUUACGCGACAUUGAAUGACGGCACGCAUAAUACCAUGUACGAGAACGUCCCCGAGGAUGGUCUCUAUGAUAAUCCGUACAGUCUAGGUGGCAACGCAUACAGAUACGGCGGUCAUUCAAGAAGAAUGUAUGGCAGAUCCGGACAUUAUGAGGCCGAACCAGUUUCCAACAGAAACGGAAUCACUAUCAACGGAGUGUCUGUGCGAUAGCUCGUAAUUCUAUCACCACGGCUUUAUCUUUCUCGAUGUCGAGAAUCGCAUGCAGAAAACUGCCGAUCUUUGGCGCACUUCCGCCGUUCUCGAGACGUGUACAGAAAACACCGAAGAAUUUAUCAUUAUUUAUAUAACGCCUGCUAAAGGCGCAAUAAUUUAUGUAAAUAAUUCAUGAAAACGAGAGAAGGAGAAAUGUGUGGAAAGAAUUACACACC
This is a messenger RNA of Atta colombica, 3809 nucleotides long. It is a transcript of the gene fw, whose product is annotated as sushi, von Willebrand factor type A, EGF and pentraxin domain-containing protein 1. The coding region runs from base 247 to 3591 and encodes 1114 amino acids. The record is from RefSeq and is a predicted model, not a curated record. The transcript has 22 exons. Lineage: Eukaryota; Metazoa; Arthropoda; Insecta; Hymenoptera; Formicidae.